This is a messenger RNA of Serinus canaria (Common canary), 762 nucleotides long. RefSeq names its product feather keratin Cos2-2-like. Bases 154 to 462 code for a protein of 102 amino acids. The transcript is spliced from 2 exons. Gene Ontology annotation, molecular function: structural constituent of cytoskeleton. Gene Ontology annotation, cellular component: intermediate filament. The record is from RefSeq and is a predicted model, not a curated record. Lineage: Eukaryota; Metazoa; Chordata; Aves; Passeriformes; Fringillidae.
UGAGCUGGUCAGAAAAUUAUGGCUUCCACUAAGGAGCCACUGGGCCUGAGGCAAUGCAGGACUGCUAUAAAAGACAGCCCAAGUCUCUGCUCUCUCAUCCACUUCUCUCACCUCCUCCUCCUCAGGAAUCAGGUGCGCCUGUGAGCCCGAGCCAUGUCCUGCUGCAAGCCCUGUGACCCUUGCUGCCAGCCCUGCGGCCCCUGCCCGCUGGCCAGCAGCUGCAAUGAGUGCUGUGUCAGGCAGUGCCAGAGCUCCCACGUUGUCAUUGAGCCGCCUGCUGUGCUGGUAACCCUGCCUGGCCCCAUCCUCAGCUCCUCCCCACAGAACACCGCCGUGGGAUCCUCCACCUCUGCUGCUGUUGGCAACAUCCUCAGCUGUGGCGGAGUGCCCAUCAGCUCUGGGGGCUUUGACAUCUCCUGCAUCACCAACUGCUAUGGUGGCAGCAGGUGCCGUCCCUGCUAAAGCUCCUGGCAAUGUCUUCUGGCAAGAAUGCCCAGGACUUCAUAUAAUGGUUUUGGGCAGGACAUAGAGCUUCAGAAAGUUGUGCUUAGAGCUUUGGACCAUCACUUCCUUGUUCUAUUCUCCUCUCCUUUUCUGUCCCUCAUCCCCCAUGGCAGUCAAUGUGGACCUGCCUUUUUUCCUACCUCUUCGAGCAGUGCAAGGAACAUCACAUGGGAUCUCCAUCUUAGUGGCUGCUCCUGGUGCUCUCUGCGAGCCAUCUGCUUUUCUUCUUUCAGCUUAUUAAAAUUGUGUUGCAUUCAA